AUGAAUCGGGCGAUUCUGGAGGGCCUCAAGAAGAGGGUCUCGGGCGCGCACGGAGCCUGGGCGGACGAGCUUCCUAGUGUUCUAUGGGCAAUGCAAAUGACUCCCAAAACUGCCUCUGGGGAGUCUCUGUUUAGCCUGGCGUUCGGGAUCGAAGCAGUCCUCUCACCUGAGAUGGUGUUCUCGACUUUGCGCACCACCAACUACAAACGAGAAGACUCCGAGGAGGGCCUACGAGAAAACCUAGAUCUCCUUAAAGAAAGAAGAGCCAAGGCACACCUACAUUCCUUGGCAUACAAAAAGGCUACGACUCGGAUGUACAACCACAAAGUUAGUCCACGACUGAUCAAGGUUAGGGACCUCGUUCUUCGAAAGGCGGAGGUGCGCGACCUGACCCGAGCGAGGGGAAAACUUGCACCGAACUGGGAAGGCUCCUAUCGGGUCUACGACAUGGUCCAAGAAGGGACCUACAGACUCUAA
Musa acuminata AAA Group (dessert banana) is the source of this 477-nucleotide messenger RNA. RefSeq lists its product as uncharacterized. Lineage: Eukaryota; Viridiplantae; Streptophyta; Magnoliopsida; Zingiberales; Musaceae. The transcript has a single exon. The record is from RefSeq and is a predicted model, not a curated record. Bases 1 to 477 code for a protein of 158 amino acids. Gene Ontology annotation, molecular function: nucleic acid binding.